GAGAGAGAAAAUGAACGGGGGAAGGGUAGAGAGAGGGAGACAACAGAAUCCAAAGCGAGCUCCAGGCUCUGGGCUGUCAGCACAGAGCCUGACGUGGCGUUUGAACCCACAAACCGUGAGAUCAUGACCUGAGCUGAAGUCAGACGCUUAACCAACUGAGCCACCCAGGCACCCCUUACCUCUAGCAAUGAUUUGUAUAGAAGUACUCAUUCUGAUGAGUUAAGGUCCAUGCCCAGACUUGUUCACUGCCUUGUUUAAAGUUGCAUAUGUGCACUGGAAAUUAAUAUAAUGGUAUAUAUCUCAAGAAACAAAAAACAUAUAGGCAGCAAUCCACAGGUCCAUCAGCGGGAUUAUUGAGCCAUGUCAUGUGCUACCCUUAAAGGCAUAUGAAAGGCUUUUAUGUGCUGACCUAGAAGGAUGUUGAGAAUAGCCAGAGGAACAAAGAGCCUGCAAAGCUCAGCACAGUAUGAAUUCAUUAAAAAUGUCCUGGGUGGCUCAGUCGGUUAAGCAUCCAUUUUGGCUCGGGUCAUGAUCUCUCAUUUCGUGGGUUCGAGCCCCGUGUCGGGCUCUGUGCUGACAGCUCAGAGCCUGGAUCCUGCUUCGGAUUCUGUGUCUCCCUCUCUCUCUGCCCCUCCCCUGCUCAUGCUCUCUCUUUCUCUCUCUCUCUCUCAAAAAUAAAUAAACAUUGAAAAUAAAAAAUCUUUAAAAAUGUCCAUUUGUUUGAGCUUCAGCUUUGUCUGGAAGGACUUGUGCCUAACGUCUCGCAGAGGCUCCCUCUGGGGUGAAAUAAAGGGGAGUCUUGUUCUUACUUUUCUUUUGUAUCAUUUGUUUUUCUUUAACUGAGAAGAUAUUAAUUUUGUGUUUAACAAUCUCUCCAGUGGUGUUUCUUGGGAGGAAUGCAGCAGACACCCCACCAAUCAAAGGUCGAAUCACCAAAGCCUACCUUUGGUGUCAUGGGGAAAGAAGGAUCAUCCCACCUUCUAGUUCCCGGGUUUAUGAUUAGUGGUAGCAGUUGUCUCUCAACCCCACUUGGGACAGCUGCUCUGAUCUGCAUCGUGGUUUCAGAUGUGGGCGGCCUGUGUCAGCCUGCCGUGGGAGGCUCACGUCACUGCUCACUGCAGUUAUAUCCUGAAUCAGGCAGAGAGACGUCGCUGCAAACACAGGAGCGGUCACCUCCAGGUCUGGAGGUUGGUGGUGGGGGGGGCCCUCCGACUUGCCAUGGGACCCAGCAGAUGCAUCUGGGAAGGUGAGUCUGUGAUUUGGACUUCUCAACACUCAAGUCAGCAUGAGUGGAUGGCAGAGAGUGGCAGACAGCAGGCCAUCCCUGGGCCCUGGGAGGAGCCUGUGGAUGGACUUUGAAGCGGUUGGGAGCAUCGCCCUAGUUUUACCUCCUCGGGUGUCCUGGUCUUGGAUGUCUCCAAGAGACAGCAUGUUGGCAGUAUUUGCUGAAGAAUGACAGGCUAUCACUACCUGGCCUGAGUACCAUUGGGCAGAGGGAAGGAUCUGAGUUUGUCACGUUGAGUUUUAGGUAUGGAAGACUUUGCUUCCUCAAUAACUGAGCGAGGGGUGGUUCUGGGGCCAGAUGGUCUGAGAUUGCGAUGGCCAUGAGUGGAGAUGAAGACCAGGCCCUGCGGCUGGCAAAACCUCUUCAAACCCCCAUGCCCUUGGGGGGCCUUCGGGCAGAAGAGAAGCCAGAGUCUUGGGAUCGCUCCUUUGGAGCUAUGGGUGGCAGCAUGUGAGGGUGGGGUUCCAGAAGGAGGAUCAACUCUGCCAAGCAGAAGAAGGGGAGAUGAGGAUUUGUGCUCAAGUAACAUCCAGAGUCCUGCUCCCAGGGGCCCAAAGCAUCAACACCAUUUCAAGGCAAGGAUGGACCUUGGAGACUGAGGCCCUGAUGCGGGAGUUGAGUACCUGGCUCCUGAUCUGCACGUGCGUCAGCCCUUGGGUUGGCUUGGGAGUCUCCAUCCAUGGGGAAGGAGGAGGGCUCGGGGCUGGAUCUUUCAUCUGCCUCAACAACAACAUCCUAAGGAUCGACUGCCACUGGUCGGCUGUAGAGCUGGGUCAGGGCCCCAGUCCCUGGCUCCUCUUUACCAGCAACCACGCCGUGGGCAGCAAUCACAGAUGUGUCUUCCGGGCCAGCGAGUGCACUCUGGUGCUGCCGCCUGAGGAGGUGCUUGUGCCUUCUGACAACUUCACCAUCACUUUCCACCGUUACGUCUCUGGGAAGGAGCAGGUCAGCCUGGUGGACCCACAGUACCUGCCCCGGAGACAUGUGAAGCUGGACCCUCCCUCUGAUUUGCAGAGCAAUGUCAGCUCUGACUACUGUGUCCUGACCUGGAGCGUCAGUCCUGCUUUGGAGCCUCUGAUCUCCAUGCUCAGCUAUGAGCUGGCCUUCAAGAGGCAGGGGGAGACCUGGGAGCAGGCCCAGCACAGGGAUCACAUUUUUGGGGUGACCUGGCUCAGGCUCGAAGCCAUCGAGUUGGACCCUGGUUCCAGCUACGAGGCCAGGCUGCGCGUCCAGAUGGCCUCGCCGGAGGAUGACCUGGCGGAGGAACAGCACUAUGUGGGCCAGUGGAGUGACUGGAGCCAGCCUGUGUGCUUUCCCUCUCCCCAGACCUCUGCCCGAGGCCCCCUGUUAUCACCUCGGGGGCAGCCUGACGGCACCCUUGUCGCUGUACCUGUCUUUCUGCUACUGACCAGCCUGACCUGCCUCCUGUUCAAGCUUUCACCCAGGGUGAAGAGAAGCUUCUACCAGAACGUGCCGUCUCCAGUGGCCUUCUUCCAGUCCCUGUACAGUGUGCACAAUGGGGACUUCCAGACCUGGAUAGGGGCCCACAGAACCGGUCUGCUGCCGAGCCAGGACUGUGUCGGUUCCCCGAGAAGAGCCUCGGAGUCUAGUGUCCAGGAGGCCAUUGCGUGGCUGACCUAUGGCCCAGUGGAUCCUGCCUGGCAGUCAGUGGUCCUGGAGGAAGAGGAGAAAGGCCCAUGUCUUGGCCUCCCAGAGGCUGUGUUGUUAGCAGGUCGUGUGGCACAGGGAGAGCAGCCACCUGCCUACCUGCCACAGGAGGACUGGGUCCCUGGGAGCCCCACCAGGCCAGCUCUCCCACAGGCAGAGGGCAGCAGUGGUGACUACUGUGCCUUGGGCUGUCCCGGGGCGUGCCACCCCUCGACCUUCCCAGGACGCAUGCAGAGCUCUGGGCCCAGCCUGGCUUUGGCCUGUGGCCUUUCCCGUGACCAGCAGAGCCUGGAUGCCACGCAAGGAGGGACCUGUGUGGGAGUCGGUCACAGAGAGGAGCAAGACCCUGGUGAAUGUGUCGCAUGAGGCCCUCAGGGCACUUUCUUCGCUCCUACCCUUGGCAGACGCUGGCUUUGAUUUAGAACCCUGACGGGGCCAGCUGCACAAUGUCCAUCAUGUGGAAAAUGGACUACAGUCUCUGAGAAUGAAGCCCCUGCACAGAUACCCUGUCCAGAUGGAGGCCGAUAACCCCUCCUCUCUCCCCUCCCCUCAGCAUCCUACCACGCAGCUCCCACUCCCGGGCUCGCCACUUCCCUCCCUGCUUUUGGGCUCCACCCUGGUCCCUCACAGAAGUGGGGCUGUUGGCUCCACAGCCUGUUCUGCCCUCACUCCCUUAAAGGGCCAGCCGGCACCCAACAGACACAGAUGAGGUGCUGUGACCAGGCGGAGUGUUGUCUUUCUGUGCCUCCCUGAGGUACCUCUGCUACUGAGAUUAAAAGGGAUUCAGUGGUUGUUUCAAACUGCUGCUGACUGGGAGAGGGGCCCACAGGAAGUGCAGGGGGUGGGGGUCUGUCUAUUCUCGGGUUUUCUGGGGUUGGAGAUGCUGACAUUUUGAAGUUAGCAUCCAAAUGGAGACCUGUCCCUCUCUGGGUGACCAACCAGAGAGGGCACCUCUGCAUGAGUCUCUGGUGUCCCCUGAGGCCUGUACAGAAAAAAAAACAAAAAAACAAACAAACAAAAAACACACUUGUGGACCCAGGCUCCCAAAGGCAAAGGCUUCCUCUGCCUCAGACAGGCAUCCCCCUCCCCUCUGCGUGCCUGCGGAGGCCCCUGGGGUUUUGUGGGGAGCCUCAGCUGAGCCAGAUCAUGGUCAGAAGGGGUGAGGCAGGACCCAGAAUGUAUUUUUAGCGUGUAGAGAGAGGAGGGGUGUGGACGGAAGUGAGGUGUAGGCAUGUUCAGCUCUAACCAAGGAUAGAAAAAAUAGCAUGAGUCACCCGCCCCUUGGGGAGCCCUGGCCUGGGGUAUUAUUAUAGCAGCAUCUGCGUGGCUUCUGUGGCUUCACAGGGAACCUGGGCCACCUGCAUAUGACGAGUGACCCCCACAGCGGGGAUGCCUCUUGUGCGUGGCCGGAGACAUUGUUCCUGUGAGUCACACAUCUUCUCUCGGUGGCGCCCGGAGACCUGGCUUUGGGAGUGUGCAGCCUUAGAGGCUGUGUGAUGGUACGUGAGACACUCCUGCCCCUUCAGCCUGUGGGACUAACAGUACCUCGUAAGUGUUGCUGUGAGUUCACCUGAGCAAGCUGCCUGCGUAUCUUGGUGCCCAGAAAACGCGUUUCCCUUUUUUGUGAUGAGAUGACCCUUGGACGCUUGUGCUGUGAUCCGGUUUCCAGCAGAGCAAGGUUUGAAGACCUUGGGAUGAGGAAGUCGCUGAGCGCUGGGCACUGAAGGAGUCAGAGAGCAGGCGGCUGGCAACUGGAGCCCUCACACAGCUGGUGGUUUGAGGGAUUGGCCGCACGGCAUGGGCUGGAGCUCAGAUGUCGAAAAUUUGGCCGGCUGGGCUGCAGAGGGUCUGGAAAGCCAGGCUGAGAGCAGUGAGGGAAGGGGACUCUCCCUGGCGAGGGAGGAUGCACAGUGGCUUCUCUCUCUUUCUUUCUUUCUUUCUUUCUUUCUUUCUUUCUUUCUUUCUUUCUUUCUUUCUUUCUUUCUUUCUUUUCUUUCUUUCUUUCAAGAUUUUUUAUUUUUAAGUAAUCUCUGCACCCAAUGUAGGGCUAGAACCCAUAACUCCAAGAUCAAGAUUCGCAUGCUCCAGAGACUGAGCCAGGCAGGUGGCCCUCUUUCUUUAAUUUUCAAUGUGGUGAAAUUCACAUAAUCUAAACAUAACUCUUCUAAAGUGUUCAAUUCAGUGACAGUACAUGCAUAACAUUGUCCAACUGUCAUCACUCUCAAAGGAAAUCCCCUUCCCAUUAAGCGGUUCCCCCGCACCCCCGACACUGUGCCCUGUGCAGCUCUUUGCCUGCUUCCCGUCUCUGUGGCUUUGCCUAUUCUGGACACUUUGUAUAAAUACAGUCAUAUAAUAUGUGACUUUCUGCACAGCCUUUUCCCUCAGCAUAGUGUUUUUGAGGUUUAUCCACUUUAGAGAAUGGGCACCUCAGUCCUUAUUGUGGCCAAAUAUUACUCCAUUGUGUGGGUAGACCACAUGUAGUUCAUUCAUCCUUCUGGAGGGCAUUUGGGUUGUUUCCACUCUUUCACUGUCGUGAACAGUACCGCUGUGAACAUCCGUGUACAAGUUUUUGUUCCUAUACCCGUUGUCUAGGUUUUUGUGUAUAUUUCUUGGAGUGGCAUUGCUAGAUCGUGUUAACUAUGUUUAGACUUUUUGAGGAACCACUGAACUGUUCUCCACGGUGACUUCAACAUUUUACAUCGGUAAUGUACUCCGGUUCCAAUUUCUACGUAUCCUCACCAACUAUUGGUAGCGUCCUUUUUUUUUUUUUUUUUUUUAAGUCGCUCUUCUGAUGGGUACAAAGUGGUACCUCUGCGUGAUUUUGACUUGCAUUUCCCUGAUGGCUGGUGAUGUUGAGUAUCUUUUCAUGUGCUGCUUGUGUAUUUUCUUUGGAGACAAACUUGUUCAAGUCCUUCGCCUAUUUUCUAAUCGGGUUGCUUGUCCCUGUGCUGUUGUAGGAGCUCCUUCUUUAUUCUGGACACUAAACUCAUAUCAGAUAUUCCAUUUGCAAAUAUUUUCUUACAUGCUGCAUGUUAUUUGGUGUCAUACACAAUAGAUUAUUGCCUAAUCCAACCCCAAUAAACACAUAAAAUUAUGCUGAACAUCUUUAGACAUCAGAAAAACGAAAAUGAAAACCACACUGAGUUGCCACUUCACACCCAUUAGAAUGGCUGUUAUCUAAAAAUUGGAAGCUAGUUUUGGUGAGGAUGUGAAGAAGUGAGAACUGUCAUGCAUUGCCGACGGAAAUGAAAAAUGAUAGUGGUGAUGGUUAUACACCGUUAUGAAUAUUCAUUUAAAAAUGGUGAAAAUGGGCCACCUGGGUGAUUCAGUCAGUUAAAUACCUGACUCUUGAUUUCGGCUCAGACCAUGGCACUGGGCAGGGAGCCCGCUUGGGGCUCUCUCUCUUUCUCUCUCUCUCCCUCUGCCCAUCUCCCUCACUCCCCCACACUCUCCCUCUCAAGAUGAAUAAAGAAACAUUAAAAAAGUGGUGAAGGGCUCCUGUAUGGCUCAGUCAGUUGAGCGUCUGACUCUUGAUUUCUGCUCAGGUCGUGAUCCCAGAGUCAAGCCCAGAGAUCGAGCCCUGUGUUGGGCUCCGAGCUUCGUGUGGAGCCUGCUUGGGAUUCUCUCUCUCUCUCUCUCUCUCUCUCUCUCUUCCUCUGCCCCUCUCCCCCACUCACACACUCUCUCUAAAAUAGAAAGAAAUAAGAAAAAUAAAUUAAAAAUGGUGAAAGUGGUAAAUUUUAUGUAUAUUUUACUAUGUUUAAAAAUAAAAAGUAAUGAAAGAAAAUUUUAUGUUAUUUUUGUUAUCACACCCUCAAAGAAAUUUCCCUAAGAACUGGUCCUGAAAUAGUGACACUUGUGAUG
Molecule: messenger RNA, 6817 nt
Organism: Acinonyx jubatus (cheetah)
Lineage: Eukaryota; Metazoa; Chordata; Mammalia; Carnivora; Felidae
Gene: IL9R
Product: interleukin 9 receptor
Exons: 9
Coding region: 1790-3319 (509 amino acids)
Biological process (GO): immunoglobulin mediated immune response; cytokine-mediated signaling pathway
Cellular component (GO): membrane; external side of plasma membrane
Molecular function (GO): interleukin-9 receptor activity; interleukin-9 binding
Source: RefSeq, a predicted model, not a curated record